UACAUAUUUCUGUUAGGAAUCAUUAAAAGUCCAUGUGUUUUUCUUUUAUUUUUCUGUGGCACUCUUCUAAUUCCAUACAGGUGUCUUUUUUGACUUAUCUCUCAUGGUUACCAUGCCGGUUUCAAAGUGAUUGUCUGAUCUAAAGGACCUUUUAUCCUAUGCGUGUGUGUGCGCGCGUUUUCUUCGUUAAUGUCACUUAUGCGCGUAUUUCCGUGCAACCACUGGAUGAUCCUGGCGUGGAUGGAUUACGCGGCGCACAUGCAUGUCACAUCUGGGAGGGGCGUCGCUGCCGUGACAGUGUUGAGUCAGCUGGCGGUGUAGAUAGAGGCUCCUCGCUCGGUGAAAAAGGGGGACCUUUCUUCUGCUCAGAUGCGCAGCGCCCCGACGCAGCGGAGGUCGUGAGGCUGCGUGUAAAUUACAGUCGGGACGCGGAGCCGUUUUGUUCGUUCCUUUUCGUUUUGGAGUCCAUCUGAUCAACAAAACCUCUGUUUUCAAACGGAUUUGCUGUCGUCGACUCGCGCAAUGAUUGUGUUUCUCAGCCUCGUCUUGUCGUAGAGGACCACGGAGACCUCGGAAGGCAUCUGUCAUGCUCGCCGAUGUUCAAGGCUGCCAGGAUGGCAAGCUGUCGGCUGACAGGAUUGCAGCUCUGCAGGAGAGAAAACGGGCCCUGGAGGCUCUCCUCAGCUCCAGAGUUGGAGAGCUCAAACAAGUCUGUUUGCAGGAAGCAGAGCUAACUGGGAAGUUGCCACAUGCUUUCCCUCUGGAGGCGGGAGAAACCCCCCCAGUGGUGCAGCGCCGAGCUGGACUUGUGCCCCGCACCAAGGUGGAGGACGACUUUGCCCAGAGAAGGCAGAUGAAGGCCAUCUUCACAGGUGCAUUGUACAGCAGACACACAGAAUCAGACAGAAACGGCCCCAACAGCAAAAGGACGGUGCAUCGGGGGUGUCACACAGAGGACACAGUGGUGUCAGAGAGUGCAAGCUCUAUGUCGGAUUCAACGUCCCAUGACAACGAGUCAUCGCCCAGCGUGGCUGCUGACCAGCGCUCCCUGUCUCAACCACGACUCACUGCGGGCAGCCCCGACCACAGAAUCAGCAGGAAACUGUCUCCAGUUGAGAUUUACUACGAGAUGAGGACUCGCCGCAACUCUGUGACAAGCUCUGUUAGCCCGACUCACUCGUUACCUAGAAGUGCUUCAAACGUUGAAGGUAGAAGUGUUCCAGCCACGCCUCUGUUGGCCCGGACGGCUCCUGUCAGUGUUCACGCCAGGUCAGAUGCAUCAGGUGGUAACGGCUUAAAGCAGUGGUCCGGCAGCCUGGAUGUCCCAUACAUGAUUCCACUGGCUCAGGAAGGCUCGCCGUCUGAUCGCCGCAGCUGCCCAUAUAGCUCCCGUGCAAGGCGCAGCAACAGCUCUGAGGCUCUGCUGGACAGGUCCAGCCUCCCAGAUGACCCCCCACCCAGGAAUGGAAUGCCACACAGGGGGGGGCCAUACAAGAGCUCGGAGACCCUGACCGAUGGCAAACUUCGCCAGAUUCACUUGGGCAGCCCAGAGAGACACGCCGACAGCUCAGCAGAUAAGGUUACAAUGCGGCUGUCGGUGGGUGGCAGAGGGGCCAGCGGGGGCUACAAUGAGCUUCUCAUGGAUUACAUCUGGGGGAAACAGCAGAGGAUGCAGCAUCACCUGUACCAAUCCACAGGCAGAAUCUGGCAGGACAUGUCCUCCCCUCGCUCCUCCACUGCAGCGGUGCCUUCUCAUGCUAACGGAUUUUCCCAUUCCCAGGUGCAUCUUCCCAGUGCUGUGCCUCCAUACAGUCCAAUGGUUCUCAGGGGGUCAGAGGCGGAGCUACGCAGGGUCAAAGUCACUAGAACCAAAUCUUGUGGACCUUUUAUUCCUUUGCAACAACAUGCCCAGGAUGGCAUCCUGUUAUCAGCUUAUGAGCCCUCCAUUCCUGCCACCGGGACCACUAUGUCCUCCGUCCCAAACCCCCACCCUUAUCAGACUGAGCUGUCUGGGCCCUCCUUCAGUCGUAGACAUACACAGUUUUCGCUUCAAACUCCAGAAGAUUCAACAAGAAGUCUGCAUAAAGCUCUGGCUCUGGAGGGACUCAGGGACUGGUACCUUAGGAAUGCUCUCGGCUACCCCUCUGCUGCCUCCAAGGGACACGAAGCGGGCAUCUCUCGGCUCUCCCACCCUCACCCUCUUGUGCACCAGGCGCAUUCCCUUCAAGGCGAACCGGCUAACCUGCAAAAGGCUCAGAUACCCCAGUCAGCCAGCUUCCAUGGUCAUCCACUGCAUGGGCGGUCAGUGGAGUUUUCUCUCUUCCAGGAGACUCCAGAUCCACAAAUGCAAGCUGCGACCCCAAAGGAGCCGAGCGCUGACCCUGGGACGCUGGUCUGAAGCAGCAGAAUCCAAACCCCAAACUGUGUUUUGAGCAAAAACCCUCUCGCCUCAUGUAGACCUGCAUUCUGGUACAAACACUCAAGCUGACACAAUGUGACCUCAACUGCAAACAAACCUCAGCAGAAGCAAACCAGAUUACACGGCGGACUGUUUCCUGUGUUGCAGAUGAGCCUUUAAAUUCACGUUUUCAUGUGGAGGCUGAGCGACGGCUUCUUUUACCGGUGUGGUCAUGCUGUACGUCAUUUAUAAAUACCUGUAUUCCAACAAAGAGCAAGGUCCCUCCUAAUAAUGCUGAAAUAUCUACUAAGAUAUAAUUUUCUACUGAAUAUAUACAAGAACUCUAAAUGAAUAUUUUGUAUAGACUGAAAUAAGAAAAACAGUUAUAUCAAAGAGGUAAUAUAUUGCUCAUAAGCAUAUGGUAUUACAUCAUUGAAUGUGUUAAGUAACAAAAACCCAGUGCUCAUCUCAACGUUUUAUUUUCCUCACUGAUCCAAUCCAGCAGGCCAGUGACUGUAGCGCAGAGAUGUUCGGACAGGAGUGCCUCAUCGUUUUCAUGUCGAGACCGAACAUUUACUGUUAAGUGCUAGCAUCGGGCUUUCGAGGGUUUUCAUGAAAAACAGCUCCACGAUGUCACUCAAAUAGGGUAAUGAUGUCAUACUGUUAUUUAUGUUGGUUUCCACAUUCAGCAGAGGGCUGAAGGAUCAGUGUAGCUUUCUCUGUGCAGACUUGGUGAGAAUGAAGAGUUCCGGUGCGAGAAAACCUUCGGAAUGUAGCGAGACACGACUGUACGACAACAAACGGGCUGAAUUGAGUGGAAUAGGUGUGUCACGCAGAGCACUUUAUGAACAUCCUAAGCCUUAAUUCCCUAUGACAUUGUCCCCAAGUGAGACACCUGGCAAGAAAAGGGUUUUAGACAGGGUUUAUAAUGGGGCAAAUUUGACGUUUUUUUUUUCAGCAUCUGCUGAAGUGUUUGCUUGUAAAUAGAAUGGGUUGUUCUGGUGACUUUGAAACUUUUCUUUCAAUGCUAACAAAGUUGUUAUUCAAACUAACCACAUAUCUCUGUGUCAACCGUUUCACCCCAACCGAGCACCACAAGCUGUUUAUGUGAAGAGAACAGAACCUCUGCAGUAUUGAGUGACGGUGUGAGCAGGUCUCAGACCAGUACAUCUUAAUAAAAAUUACAGAUUCCCUUCAGUUUUAAUGAUUUAUUUGUAUUGUGUGUUUGUUUUUUUUUAUGUUUCAGCAUUUUAUAAUCCGUUUCAGUAGCAUUAUAAAAAGACGAGACAAAGAAGAAACGGAAAAUACUUGUUUUUUGUAAUACCAUAUUUUGUAGAUCUUUUGUUGGCAUUUUUAUAUUCAGACUGGUUUGAAUGUAAUAAUUUAUACAUGUAUUUUUUUUUAACAUUACCUGUGUUCCUCUGCAGUUUGACGCGUUCAUGUUUUUUCCCCCGUUUUUGGAUCAGCAGAGCUCCUCUCAUCUUGUAAUUUGAAAUCAAAGACCAAACUGCUGUGCACUUGGGGUUAGAAAGAUAUUUUUCAUACUACGUACUCUGUAAGUUUAAAAUAAAGGAUAUAAAUUUAGCUCUAAUGCAAAUGUAUUCAAACUAUAUUUAUGAACUUAUAACAUUUUGUAGCCAUCUACUGUAGCUCUUUACUGUCAUCUGCAGAUGUACGUUUAGAUGUGUGAUGUGUUCUUUGAUUACCUUUUAAAAAAAAUUCAAGUGCAGCUGUUUUAUAUUUUCUUUGUUUCGUUAUAUUCAGGCUGUUGACCUUCAACAGAGCUGCCAUCUACUGUAUGUAUGCGAUUGUGCAUUAAUUCUACUAAAUAAACUUUCAUGUUGGGGAAAAAGUGUA
Messenger RNA from Oryzias latipes (Japanese medaka), 4255 nucleotides. RefSeq names its product coiled-coil domain containing 120b (gene ccdc120b). The record is from RefSeq and is a predicted model, not a curated record. Lineage: Eukaryota; Metazoa; Chordata; Actinopteri; Beloniformes; Adrianichthyidae.